AUGGAUUUUUACAAAAAGAAGCAUCGAUACAGUGUUGAUUCCACUAAAAAGCCACCAAAAAGCAAUUUUAUAUCUUCAGCUUAUCCUACUAAUGAAAAUCGAUACAAAUAUUUAAAAGAAAAAGACUGAGAAGAAAUGAUAAAAAAUCUAAAUCAACGGCUUAUCAAUGAAGAGUACCUUAAAAGCAGCUAUGAAAAUAUCGCAAGAGAAAGAAGUAUCGAAAUAGGGGCUUUAAAGCAAGAAAUAGCCAAUCUUGAUGCAUCACUUAAAGAAGCUAAUAAGAAAAUUGAUGAGAUGAAACUGAUGCAAAGAAAUACUGAUACUGCUAUGGCAAGAAUAAUCGAAGACGGAAAAUUAAAACUGAAAACAUCAGAGCUAGAAGCAGCCCAAAGUAAAGAAAGAAAUAAAGAAUUAGAAGAGCUCUUAAAAUCUCAUUAUGAUCAAAAUCUGACACUUUUUAAUGAAAAUAAAGAAUUGAGGAAAAAAUUGGAAGAAAAUAAUUCUCAUUAUUUAGAAGAAAAAUCAGAGCUUAUUGAGAAAAUUAAAGAGUUAGAAUUAAGCAAUAUGAUUGCGCAAAAACGAAUUGAGCAAUAUAUUAAUAGCGAAUGCAGAAGCGCAUCACCAUUUACUUCAUGCAGAAGAAAAGCCAAAAGAGAGUCAAUUACCGAGUUAAAAAGCGAAAUUGAAAAAUUGAAAUUAAAGUGUCAAAAUGAAGUCACAAAUAAUAACUUACUAAGAGAUAUAAUCAAAUCUAACGUAGAAAGAAAAAAGGAGCCAGAAACAAUUGAAGAUAGGCUAAAGUCAAGUGAAAUGAAAAUAAAAGAAUUAGAAUCAUUACUCCCCUCUUCGGGAGCGAACGAAACCAUUGGAAAAUCCCUAUUUUUUGGGUAAAACUAAACCUCUCUCGAAAAAAAAAUUUUUAUGAAAAAAUAUUUGAUAUAUAAGUGAUAAUUAUUAUAAUGUAAUCUCGAGCUAAUUCUUUUAAUUUUAGACAGCUUGCAUUUUAAGACAUAUUUUAUAAAUUAAAUUAAUAUUUGCUUUGAAUUAUUUCUAAUUGGGAUUAUUUUAAUUUUGAAAAAUUAACCCCUUUCCAUGAACGAACAACAUUUUUUAAUGCUAAGGGUGAGAUAGUUUUAUCUUCUCAAUUUCUCUCCCAAGAAGAGGAUCGGUCUCAUUUGGCAAGCACAGGUUCUUUACUUCGUAAAAAUGUAAGAUCAAGCUUAUCUCCGACACAGAGUCCCAGAAAUUCAUUCUAUAAAACGAGAAAACCUGUUUACUCAAAGCCGAAAAACAGCAUGAAAUAA
Molecule: messenger RNA, 1304 nt
Organism: Blepharisma stoltei
Lineage: Eukaryota; Ciliophora; Heterotrichea; Heterotrichida; Blepharismidae
Source: the annotation of a GenBank genome assembly